Molecule: messenger RNA, 903 nt
Organism: Cornus florida
Lineage: Eukaryota; Viridiplantae; Streptophyta; Magnoliopsida; Cornales; Cornaceae
Product: endochitinase-like
Exons: 4
Coding region: 27-794 (255 amino acids)
Biological process (GO): chitin catabolic process; carbohydrate metabolic process; cell wall macromolecule catabolic process
Molecular function (GO): chitin binding; chitinase activity
Source: RefSeq, a predicted model, not a curated record
GCCUUGACACAUAGUAAAAAUUAAAGAUGAGGUUUUGGACUCUCAUUCUCUUUGCCUUAGCCUCAUUAUUAGCUAUAUCAGCUCAACAAUGUGGUACACAAGCAGGGGGUGCUCUAUGCCCAAAUGGGCUAUGCUGCAGUCAAUGGGGUUAUUGUGGCACCACACUGCCUUACUGCAGAGAUGGUUGCCAGAGCCAAUGCACUGGUGGUCCAACUCCAAGUCCUCCCCCUCCCCCUCCCCCUCCAACUCCAAGUCCCCCCACUCCAACCCCUACCCCCUGUGGUAGCGAUGUCGACAUUAGCUGCAUCAUCACCCCAUCUCUUUUUGACGAAAUGCUUGCAUACCGGAACGAUGCUAGAUGUCCAAGUAAUGGUUUCUACCAAUACGAUGCUUUCAUCACUGCUGCGAAAUCUUUUGAUGGAUUUGGCACAACCGGAGAUGUUGAUACUCGAAAAAGGGAGCUUGUAGCAUUCUUGGCUCAAACAUCUCAUGAAACAACAGGUGGGUGGGCUACUGCACCAGGUGGUCCAUAUGCAUGGGGAUAUUGCUUCAUUGAGGAAGUAGGGACACCGCACUAUCCCUGUGCUGAGAGCUAUCCAUGCAAUCCCAAUAAAGAGUAUUAUGGUCGAGGACCCAUCCAACUCACUCACAACUACAACUAUGCCCAAGCGGGUGAAGCCAUUGGUGAGGAUCUCAUAAACAACCCGGAACUGGUAGCCAACAACGCAAUCCUAUCAUUCAGGACUGCCAUCUGGUUUUGGUCUGAUUUACUGAUUCCUCAUCCUAAUGGCUGAUGAAGUUAAGGAUGAAGUGAAUACAUGGGCGGAAAACGCAACCAAAGGGCUCAUCAAGGAUCUUGUAAGCAAUCUUGCUGAAGAUACAAUAAUUGUGCUAGCAAAUGCG